Molecule: messenger RNA, 1401 nt
Organism: Paraglomus occultum
Lineage: Eukaryota; Fungi; Glomeromycota; Glomeromycetes; Paraglomerales; Paraglomeraceae
Source: the annotation of a GenBank genome assembly
AUGAAUAAUUCAUCUUACAUUACCUACUUGAAUGCUACGAAGGUCUUUCUCAGCACCGAACCAACCAUCGAUUCCAUGAUCGAUUAUGCAACCCGCCUACAAAUAGAUCCAAUAAAUGAUUACACUUGCUUGCAUACGUUCAAACCAGCCAAUAUCAUGACAGACUGGAAUGCCAAUCUGUCUCUCCCUGAGGAAUAUAAUCAUUUUGUCUGUGGUCAAUCGAGUGCCGAUGGGUCGUGUCUGUAUAAUGCUGCCUCAAUCAUUCUAUGCGGCGAUGAAUCAUUACGUCUAGUACUGCAUGCGGGCUCUGUGUCGGAAUUAAUGAAACAUGCUAAAUAUUACCUCCAACUCUCGUUGUUCCAAAAAGACUGGGCUUGGUCUGAUGAAGCAAUGAGGACCUCUUUCCAAAGUGAGAAAUUUUAUGUCAAGGCUGGAUAUUAUAAAGCUGAAAUAAUGGAAAUGUGCUCAAUAGAUGCAUACUCACCGUUGUUGGCAAUAUACGGGUUAUCAGGAUAUAUACAACACCCAAUUUACUCCAUUUACCCAAACGUUGGUGAAGAAAGUGAUCUACGAAUAACGUAUAAUCGAAAAAUUUCACCACGAUCUGACAGCACUAAUAUCACCGACCGUCCUCCACUACACAUAAUGUGGGUGAAUAUAAGGAUUAAAACGCAACAAGAUUUUGACGAAUGGUGUAGACAGAAUUUUCCAAGUACAAACCAUUUCGUGCCUGUUUUCAACCAGCCUUCAAUCACAGAGCCGCCGACUAUAUCAUUAAUCAGGCCAUCAGCAGAACAGCCUCCGAAAUCACCUAGUAGAGAACAGAAUAAUUACGUCGGUGCACUAAUGGCGGGAAUAGAUCCAACAUUACAAUUGAAUGUCGAAACGGAUGAUGAAUACAUAAUUUAUGAACCUGCAAAAGAUACAAUAUGUCAAUUGACACGAACAGAGAUGCUUGAAAAAUUAGUGUAUUAUGAUGCCAUUAGACAGACAUACCUUUGGCGAGACUGGUCCAUCUCACAUACUUGGUUGAUAAAUAUUUUGCAGAAAGAACCAGAUUUUCCAGCACAAGUGGCUCCAGUUAUCAACUACACAAGAGAUAAUGAUACAGCCCUCACAAAGUAUUUCUCUUGCGCUGGUUGCGUGGGUUCUGUAAAAACGGGUGGAUCAUUUAGAAUUUCAACAAAAGAACUACUUUUCAAAAAUCCUUACAUGCAGUUGAAAGUUACUUUCUCAAAGAAUCGGCGUAUUUGCACACAUUUUAAAGGUAUAACCUAUGGUCAAACACGUGGACUUUCUAAGCAACUUCUCAAGCCAGAAACAACCCUUCCACGACAAAUGCGAGCAACUGCCUUGGCUGAGUUGACGCCAGAAAGAAUACUCACAGGAAAUCGGCAACAU